Messenger RNA from Trypanosoma conorhini, 1122 nucleotides. Its product is annotated as small nuclear RNA activating protein 2. The record is from RefSeq and is a predicted model, not a curated record. Bases 1 to 1122 code for a protein of 373 amino acids. NCBI's taxonomy places the organism in Eukaryota, Euglenozoa, Kinetoplastea, Trypanosomatida, Trypanosomatidae. The transcript has a single exon.
AUGGUCGGUACGGCCAUUACUCUGGAAGCCGUCGACGAGGCACUCGAGGCAAAUCGUCGACUUCAGGCUGAGUUGCAGCAGAAGUGGCGGCAGUUGCGUGGGGCACAAAGUCGCAUCGCGGAUCUUCUAUUGGCAUUAUGUAAGUCGCUGCACACCUCCAAAGUCCGGGGGCGUGUAGUCAUGAAACGCGACCGGGUCAACGCGGCGACGGCGACGGCGUAUUUUGACACCUACCUGCGUUCUACCAAGGAAUGUUCACCGUUUCGGGUUGCCGGCUUCUAUGCUGAGCGUGGCUGUCUACGGUAUGCGUCGCUUCCCCUGGCGCCGGAUGAGGUGAGGUGGAACGAGGCCAAAGAGGCGUUUCCGCCGCCGUUCGCUCCUCUCUUAUUGACGACAAAACAGGACUUAUCACCCGAAAAAAUGGCGGAACGGGCCUGGAGUAAAGAGGAAGACGAAGCACUCAUAGCGGCUGUGCGUGGUUACGCAGGAAACCCCUGUGGUGCAAACUUCUGGAAGGCGUUGGCCGUAUCUGGCUGUUCGCGCUUUGAAAUUGCUAGCAGGUAUGUUGCACUGAAAGGUAUCAGAAGGAUAAACUUUGUGGCGCCACAUCGGGCCGCUUUUCAGCUGAGCGACGAAGAAAGGACAGCUGCGGUUAAAGAGGCUGUUCGCUGCCAUGUAGGAGAUGGUGCGGAGACGUUUGCCGCCUUCUCGGAGUUUCUCGCGGCGGCCGCACGGCGUCGUGCGUGCAUGGCGGAAGUAGCAGGAGAGGCGGUCAAUCCGUUUCCCCCAUAUGUAUGGGAGCUUCGCCACAAUUUUAACCGAUUAGCCGAGCCCUUUGUGCAGGAGGCAAGUCGCUCUGUUGCGCACCUUGCGGUGCGGGGUGGUAGUGGCGCAACGCUGUCGCAGCGCGACGAGGAGCAGAACGACACAACGCCGUCCCUUGUCGAUUGCGCAGCUUGUCUUUUGGCGUUUAAAGCGAAACUUUUUGGAAAGAGCAGCCUGCUGUGGGAAAUCGUACGAAUUUUCUUGCCAGGGUGCGGGAACGAUUUACCAAGUGGGUGGCACAAAAUGCAGCUCUCAGUGCUGGAGGAGAGUCUACAAAAGCAACAACAAACGAAAUAA